GUUGCUGUUCAUCCAAGGUUGAUCAUUUUGAUGAACCUUCACAGUCUUCAGUGGCAUUAGGGUAUUUAAGUCCAUACAUAAUAACGUCAGUAAAGUUAUUCAGGUUUUGAUCACAAGACUGGUUUGGAUUAACCACUAUGUCCCAUGGCACUUCGCAUAAAAAUCUUACUAGGCGACGGAUGCUGCUAGGCCUCUUGUCCCGCACGUUAAUAAUAGUUUCUUUAGACUGGUUACCACGAUUUUUUUCUUUAGAAAAGGCAAAAACAGUAAGGUGAUCCGAUAAACCAAGUGGAGGAGUACUUAAAUGCUCUUCGUAGAAGUUGGACAAAUUUGUCAAAAUUAGGUCUAAUUUACUUGUUCCUCUAGUAUUAAAAUUUACAAUCUGCCUGAGUUGAAAUUGAUGGCUGAUAUGUCUUAUAGGUAGUUUAUAAAAAUCUCCUGCCAGGAUUAAACCGCAGUUAGGAUAUCUGGUUUCCAAUAACUCCAAUGAUGACUGUAAGUAUUCUAGCAUAUCUGACUUAUUUGCAGUGGGUGGUUGGUAUAAAACUGCUGCGACGAGUGUUGAAAAGUCUCUUGGUAACCUACAUGGGUUGAUUUUGACCCACAGCACUUCACAUUCAUUAUGAUUUUGACCCACAGCACUUCACAUUUGGUAUAUCGGGGAUAACAUUCGCUACAUAAGAAGCUUUUAUAUAUAUACAUACCCCGCCAUGUUCCUUUCCUAUUCUGUCUCGUCGAAAGACUCUAUAGCCAUUGACUUCAAUUACUUCAUCGGGUACGGAACUUUUCAGCCACGUUUCACUAAUAAAAAUUAGAUCUGCAUUGUUUUGCUUUGUAACAUGUUCUAAGUCGUCCAUUUUGGGGACCAGUGACAUCACAUUAGUUAGUAAAAGAUUAGGAACAAAUUCCCGACUACAACCAACUUGAAGGAAUUUUGAGGUGUUUUUUUUAACACUAUCUAUCAGGUUUAAUUUUAAUGCAAUUUGCUAAAUUUGCCCCUUUGUAAAACGUUUUAUGUUUACGAUAUGUUUAUGUUUACGUGAAGCAAUCACGGGGAUUGGUUUUUGCAGCACUUGGGUUGAUGUCGUAGUUCGAUCUGGAAUAGAACUGAUAGAACUGAUUUUGGACGUAGUUGUAUGCUUAUUUUGACCAGAUGCAUUCAUUUCAGGUUUUAUUUCAAUUAGAUUAGAGUUAUAUGUGAGUGAAUUAGGGACAUUGUGCCUUGAUAUACAAUUACGUGUUCGAUUAGAUGUAAUUCUCACAGGGAUCUUAUUCACCUUCAUUAUUGCGUCCUGGUUAUUUGGCUGAUUAAGACAAGAAAUUCCUUCCAGCCAGGGGGACUGUGCUUUAAGCGGCUCUUCCGAAAAUUUGCCUGUCUGAGGUGCCAUUGUGGGGUAGUAACCCGCGAAUUAUGCCGGUCUCGUGUUUGAGCUGGUCUAGUACGAGAGCAAGUCCGAGAAUAAUUUAUAUGCGGUUGUGGACGUCGUGGUUGCGGUUGGUGUGAGCUGAGUUUGAAAGAUGGAAAUGUCAUUCGAUCGUUCUUAGUAGCUUUAGAUUGCAUUUUCCCUUCACCGGUACCCUCAGGUGCGCUGUUAGCUAUGUCCUUAUAGGAACUUUGCGGCUGUUGCUUACUCAACUGUAGCAGACUUGUAGGUAUGCUACUUAUUAAGGGCAGAAAAACCUGUUGAGAGCGUUCAUUAGAUCUACAGGGUGUAUCAAAAUAAACGCAAUUCAUCUUUUGUGCUUAAUAACUUUCGAAAUACUAUUUCUAGUUAAACGCUUUUAGGCUUACUUCAAAGCCUGUUCUUUUCUCUUUCAAACAAACUAUUAUCCUUGUCUCCAAUGCUAGUAAUAAUUGCACAGGAAAAGAUUUAGUAAAACCUAUCAUUUUUAGUUGCUGUUUGAUUAUGCAAGUUUACUAUGUUAUUGUUUAGUCGGUUUAAAUGUUAGAAUUUUCUUCUUUAAACUUUAAUGUUGUCGUCACUACAUCUGGAAAACCAUGUAAGAACAAAUUAAAAGUAUUUUAAAAGAGACCAGGUUGUUUGAAAAUCCUAAACGAAUGCUAAAAAUCGUCAAAACAUUCUGGUGUCUGAGCCAGAGUGUUAUCGAAUUGCGAUGUAAAGUAAACAGAAAUUAUAGCAAGUUGAUGUCAGUCAGCUUAGAUGGUCCAAGCCAAAAUUAUAUCGCAUUUGAAGUUUCAAACUGAGUUAAAAAUAGUAGAAGAAAAGCCGUAAUUAUACUUAUUGUUACAAUCCAUUUAAUAAAAUGCAACAUUUGUUUUUUUUAAUGAAAAAAUCAGUUAUUUUCAUGAGAACGAUUUGUUAUUCCAUCUCAAUUUUCUUAAUCUCCAAUCGCAAUAACGUAAAGUAUUAUUACCCGCGAACCAAUGAGUCAAUUUUAGAAACAACCCACUGUUAGAAAGCUGAAUGGCUACGCUUUAAAAUGAAUGUAAACUUUAACGUGUUCGUCUAUUAUUUGUUUAGCAAUUUACAUUUCAGUCGAGGAUUGCGCUUUUUUUGAUACACCCUGUAGAGGUAGGUGGUUCGUGUGGCACAGGUUGUAGUUUCAGCUCGACCGAAUCUUUAAGUCCGGAUUUAACCUUUCGUGGAGGGGGCGAUUGAUCCUUAUCAGAAAAAGUUUUAAUUUGAACAAUUUCUUUGUUAUUGACCAGAAGUAAAUUUUCACUAUUUUCUUGAUUUUGCAUAUUUAUAUUGGAAUCAUCCGCCUGAGUAUUAGGUAAAUUGCUUCUGCUCUCAUUAUGAAUAAGCCAAUUGUGAUUUCUAUUGUGUUGGCAUUGUUCUUGUUCAUGGCGUUCUGCAACUAGGGAUUCAACAUUUUAAUAUUCGCUUUCAACCUUGAUUAAUUUCUCUUGAAGGCUAUUAAUAAUAUUAUCUCGUUUCUCCAAUUCUCUGUUUUUUUCGUUUAAAAUUGACGAAAACUCUCUGAGCAAUGUUUCAACUCUAAGGUCGUAGGAUAUUUGAUGGCUUUCCGUGCCUGAGGGGCUAAAGAUAACACUCAUAGAUUCUAUAAUAUUGUUUGUGGAAUCUAUGACCCGAUUAAUAGAUUCUAUUUGUUUUUGUAUAACUGCAAUGUCUAAUUUGACAUCUUUUAGAUUUGCAGUAUAAGAUCUACAGGCGCAAGUAUGAUUCUCUGGGGGAGAUUGGUUAGGAUCAACGCUAUUUUCACUAACAGUUUUGAUUGAUUCGACCGGGGGAGGCUCGGUUUCUAGCAACGCAUCCGCAACUGUAGGGGAUAAACAGUCUGUAUGCACCUUUGUUUGUUCCAAAACACUCACCAGAAAUUCUUUAAACAUGUCUCCAUCCUUUCCGUGGAACAAUAGGGAAUUUAGUUUGCCCGGAUACCAAGUCAUAGUAAGAUCAUGGUUUUGAUUUUGAAUUGUUUAUCUCUGCCGCCAGGUGAAAACCAGUUCCCUGCCCAACCGACAGUACUUUCGACGAAAUUCUUUAACAAAUGUAGUUCCCCUGUCCAAAUAACACGAGUCCCAUCAUAAAGCAAGUGCGAUUCAUCCUUUAAUAACUUAAUAAAGUUCAUAUCAUUAUAAACAGUCUUAAACUCUUAUGUUUCGGUGAGCUCAGUAAGCCGUGAUCGUCGGCCAUCUUGUCUUGUCUUGGCCAUCUUGUCUUGUCUUGGCUUAGGAUAUCAGUAUCUUAGGAUAUCAGUAUAUUUAGGAUAUCAUUGCAUUAGGAUCUCAGUAUCUUUAGGAUAUCAAUAUCUUAGGAUAUUAUAGUGUCCAGCGGUGGACACGUGACUUUGAGAUGGCGGGAAAAGCUUGCAUGUGGACUUAGUGACUAUAUUAUAUGCAUGAGAGACUUUGUAGUUACAAGUACACGUUUAGAGAAAUAAAAGAACAUAAUAUUGGCGACGAGACAUUGAACCUAUGGCAGCUUCGCAACUUCCCACUCUAGCUCCCUUCUCUGUGUUAUCUGACAGUGCUACGCUCAGUCAACGUUGCACACAAUGGGUCAAAGGUUUCGAAUAUUUUCUGGUCGCUUCGAACGUGACGGACAAGAAACGACAACGGGCAUUGUUGUUGCAUUUAGCUGGACCAGAAGUACAAGAAGUAUUCGAAACACUAAGUGACACGGGAGAUGACUACGCUACUGCUCUCGAAAAGUUGGAUGCCUACUUCAAACCGCAAAAGAAUAUCUCGUUUGAACGCCUUAUGUUUAGACAAGCCACCCAAGACCCCUCGGAAACGAUGGAUACGUACGUUUCUAGACUCAAACGAUUAGUACAAACCUGUGAUUAUGGUACCUUGUCCAACGAAAUGAUUCGCGAUCAGUUCCUGGAGAAAUGUUAUUCAACGCGUUUACGGCGUCGGUUACUUCGCGAAGAAACCCUUACCCUCGAUGUUAUUUUACGCAUUGCCAGAGCCCUCGAAGCGUCUGAUCGCCAAGCACAACAAAUACCAGAUCGAAUACCAAUACCAGUCAAGAAUUUCGUUCAGCGUCCUGCAGGUAGCCCACAGCGUCAAGACUCGCGGUCAGACGAUCGACUUCCCAAACGAGCUUGUUAUUGUUGUGGUCGUGACGGUCAUCGAGUAAAAGAUGCUUCGUGCCCGGCCAAUAACAAAGCAUGCAAUUAGUGUGGCAAACUUGGACAUUUUGGUCGUGUUUGUAAGAGCGCCAGGCGUCCAGAACAAUCCGAAAGAGUUAGCCACAUUGAACAGCGAGAGAAUAACAACUUUUCUGACGAUGACGAAUAUGUAUUUGCAUUGAACAGACCAGCGUUACGAUUACUGUCCAUGGCACGGAGAUUCCAGUGAUUAUUGACUCGUGAGUCAGUGUGAAUGUUCUGGACAAGAACACUUUCAAUCGUCUUUAUAAUGGACCCGAAAACACUAUAAAACUCUCAGAUUCGCGUGUAAAGUUGUUUUCCUAUGGAGCUGUUACACCAUUUCCGGUACUGGGGAAAUUCGAUGCCAUGGUUACGAUUCCAGCUGUUUCCGGUGAAACAGCCUCAUCUACCAAUGCCCAAUUUAUCGUCGUGAAUACAAUCGAGUCAGGCUGCUUAGUUGGACAGUCUACAGCAAUUGCUCUUGGUUUAUUGAGAGUCGGGCUACUUUCUCGAACUACUCUUAAUGCUGUAACAAUGCAAAGUGAUGUUGAAGUCAUACUUUCCAAGUAUCUAACAGUGUUCAGUGGUGUAGGUAAGCUAAACAAUUACCACUUGAAAGUGCAUGUGAACCCCGAUAUCCCUCCAGUUGCCCAGCCACCUAGACGGGUACCUUUCCACAUACGUAAAGUUGUAGACAAGAAGCUUACAGUACUUGAGGAUCUUGAUAUUAUCGAGUCGGUCCAGGGCCCAACCCCCUGGGUUUCACUUAUAGUCGCAGUCCCGAAGGCGAAUGGUGAAGUACGCGUCUGUGUUGAUAUGCGGCGGGCAAACGAAGCCGUCAUUCGUGAACGCCACCCCAUCCCCACAAUGGAAGAGACGGUGCAAGCCCUCAAUGGGGUAACAGUUUUCUCCAAGCUAGACCUGCGUUGGGGUUACCACCAAAUUGAGCUCCACCCAGAUUCUAGUGGGCUGACAACUUAUUCCACUCCCCAAGGCUUAAAUUGGUAUAAACGAUUAAUUUUCGGUUUGUCGUCAGCAUCUGAAAUGUACCAGUUUGUCAACCAGCAAGUGCUAAUUGGGAUCCCAGGGGUCCGCAACAUAUCCGAUGACAUUAUUGUCUUUUGAACAACCCAGGCUGAACAUGACCGCAGUUUGGACCAGAUCCUGCAAAAUCUCCGCUGCCGGCCUGUCUCCAGAUGACAAGAAAGUAGAGGCCAUCCAAAAUGCCACGGCUCCAAUCAAUGCCAGGGAGGUGCGAAGUUUUCUUGGUUUGGUCAAUUAUUGUACUCCCUUCAUUCCAAACUUGGCCACCGUUUCCGAGCCACUUAGGCAAUUAACUCGAAUGAGGGCCAAAUGGGCUUGGGGAAAACCAAGCAGCUGGUAUUCAACGAGCUAAAAUACAGUUUGACCAGCGACUGCGUAAUGGCUCAUUAUAACCCUGAAGCAGAAUACGAGCUUAGGGUGGAUGCCAGUCCAGUUGGGUUAGGCGCCAUCCUAAUGCAGUCCGAUGGCCACGAGACACGCCCUGUUGCAUAUGCAUCGAGAACUCUCACCGAUGUUGAGAGGCGCUACUCACAGACAGAAAGAGAGGCGCUCGCAGUUGUGUGGGGGUGUGAAAAGUUCCACCUGUAUCUUUAUGGCACUACGUUUAAACUUUUCACUGACCACAAGCCACUCGAGUUUAUCUAUAGCCCGAAGGGAAAACCACCUCCACGUAUAGAGCGGUGGGUCCUUCGUCUUCAGCCAUAUCGUUUUAAAGUGGUCCACAUGCCCGGGAAGACAAACCCUGCAGAUGUGCUGUCCCGAUUGCCAAUUAGUGGCCAGCCCACCCGUGCACGGAAUGUAGCUGAAGAAUACAUCAAUUUUAUUACAGAGAAAGCGGUUCCUAAAGCCAUGACACUGGAACAAAUAUCCAAAGCGACUCAAGAUGAUGUUAUCUUGCAACGGGUUCAGCAAUGUUUAUUGCACAACCAUUGGCCAGACAACCCUGACCUUCAGCGGUUUGCCAAAGUGCGAGAUGAGCUGUCAGCAAGCCAAGGCUUGCUGCUUCGAGGAACUCGUAUUGUCAUGCCUAAAUGCCUGCGCCACCAAACCCUUUCCUUGGCUCACGAAGGCCACCAAGGCAUUGUGCGCACUAAACAACUCCUCCGUCAGAAGGUGUGGUGGCCAGGAAUCGAUGCUGAAGCAGAGACCCUCGUCAAGACAUGCCUACCCUGUCAGUCCACCAUGCCGCCAACUGUACCCGAACCGCUUCGUCCUUCGACCAUGCCUUCCAAACCAUGGCAGUCCAUUCAUAUUGACCUCUGUGGCCCCUUCCCUUCGGGAGAAAGCCUGCUAGUGUGUGUUGAUGCCUGCUCACGGUGGCCAGAAGUGGAGAUUAUUCGAGCCACAUCAUCAGAAGUUAUCAUUCGCCGUCUACAGAAGAUUUUUGCAACACAUGGGCUCCCUGAGCAAGUCAUCUCUGAUAACGGUUCCAAUUUAGUCUCUAGAGAGAUCGAGGACUUCUUCUCUUCCCAUGGUAUAUACCACCGCAAAGUCACCCCAUAUUGGCCCCAGGCUAAUGCCACCGUUGAAAGAUUCAAUCGUACAGUGGAGAAGGCUAUCCGCACCGCACAUGUCGAAGGGAGAGAUUGGAGAAAGGCGUUGGAUACCUUUCUUUUGAACUAUAGAGCUACCCCUCAUGCAAUGACUGGAGUUUCUCCUGCCAAAAUCAUGUUUGGACGCGAGAUUCGGACAAAGGUGCCUGAGAUAAGUAAACCAGAGAAAUCAGAAACCCUGGGUAGUGCCCUUGCUCGUGACAAGAGAAACAAAGAGAAAAUGCAGCAGUACAGUGAUAACAAGAAUCGAUCCACUCCUUCAACGGUCUCAGAAGGGGAUAUGGUGCUACUCAAACAGCCUAAGAGCAAUAAGUUGUCAACAUCCUUUGAUCCCAAUGGUUAUCGCGUGGUUAAACGGCAUGGAAGUAGUGUUCUUCUGCAGCGAGGAAACGAGCCAGCUAUCAUGCGUAAUGUCUCAUUGACUAGGAAAAUUGAAAAUGCCGGUGUCGAACAGUUUACGGAAAGCUCCGACGAAGAGGACGAGAUUGAAGGGCAACCAGUAACAGCCGAGCCUGCAGUCACUGUAAACACACGACCUGCAAGGAUGCGUAGACCUCCAGCUAGAAUGCAGGACUUUAUAACAUAAACAAUUGGACUUCAUAUUAUAUACAAGCGAACUGGGUUUGACAUUAGUUAUGACAUUUAAAAUUGUGUUUUGUUCCUUUAAUUAAUACAAAGGGAGAGAUAUAGUGUCCAGCGGUGGACACGUGACUUUGAGAUGGCGGGAAAAGCUUGCAUAUAGACUUAGUGAAUAUAUUAUAUGCAUGGCAGACUUUGUAGUUACAAGUACACGUUUAGAGAAAUAAAAGAAUAUAAUAAAGUGUCGUCACAAAAACCGGUUUCGAGUAAGCAAGAUCGUUAACAAAAUUUAAUGACUCAAGCAUUGUCGCCUAAGCACUGUUUAUUAAUAUAUAUAUAUAUAUAUAUAUAUAUAUAUAUAUAUAUAUAUAUAUAUAUAUAUAUAUAUAUAUAUAUAUAUAUAUAUAUAUAUACAGGGUGUAUCAAAAAAAACUGAACAGAUUUGAAAUCGCUCUCAAUUUCGCAAAACACCUGUUUGUAUCCCGUUUUUUAUAUAUAUAGCUUCUUUGGGUACUUAUAAUGUAGAAUAAUGAAAAAAAUUUCUUGAACUCAAAUAUUGUGAACCAGGGGGGUGUGUCUUUUCCAACAAAAUAAAAAUGGCUUGCGCACAAAAUUUAAAAGCUGUAAUCAUAUUUUGAGUUAAUAGAUGGAACAUUUGUCGGAUUUUUAAUUACUGUACAAAAUUUCAGACAAUUUGGUUUAGUUUAAGCCGUUUAACUAUUCACGCAAAGUUACAUUUUUCCUAAAAAUCAGCUAUUUGCAUGCUUAAUUAAUGCAUUUGCCUAAUUUGCAUAUGUUAGCAAUAUGCAAAUUAGGUAAAUGCAUUAAUUAAGCAUGCGAAAGGCUGAUUUUUUAGAAUAAAAUGAAUAGUUAAACGGCUUAAACUAAACCAAAUUGUCUGAAAUUUUGUACAGUAAUUAAAAACCAAACAAUGUUUCCAUCUAUUAACUCAAAAUAUGAUUAAGGUGGCUCCCUAGGGUUUUAUUUCCGGGGGUUACUCUUCGUAUAUUUGUAAACUAAAACUUUUGUGACUUCGAACCAGUGCUCUCACUUUUAAGGAAUUAUCCUUAAAAAUAGGAAUUUUGAAGAGUUUUAAGGAUUUUUUUAAGGAAUUUAGGUUUUUGAGGAUUUUUUUAAGGAAUUUCCGAAACAUUUUAUCCUGGACUAAAAACGUUGGACGGAGGAUAACCACGCCACGCAAAUCGGCAAAUGAGAUUUAAACUUGAAAGUAGCAACAUUAUACGCACAUAAUUACAUAUAUUCGUAUGUUCUCUAUGUCAUAAAUGUACAUAUGGCUGUCUUUUCCAGUACCAAAUAACACAAAUCACACUCAUAUAACGUAAUUGUCAUCAUAAUAUAAUAGUAUAUGUUUCUGUACAUGGCUUGGCAUGUAUUUAUAACAAAACUUAAAACAGUGUUUUGAAACCCUAGUUUUUCACAAAAUGUAUUCUCAGAACGCUGCAAAUGCCAUUUCCGGGAUUCAAAUUUUAAAAUUUGUCCGUGCCUUCGGCACGAGCUCCCCCCCCCGGCCAAUGUUUCGUAAAGUGUCCGCCACUGGUCUUUUCAUUGAAAUUCUCAAAAGUUAAAUGUCAGUAUAUGCUGUUUCUUCUGAAAUCUACAGAUUUUUUAAGCUCUUCAUGCAGCAACAAUCAAAAAUACAUCAUGUUGAAUGUUUUCUUUAUGGCAUUACGCUAACAAUCAAAUGUUUUCAAUUUUUAGUGCUUAGAAACAAGGUUACAAAACUGAAAAACAGAAAAAAGGAGGAAAAAAACACUUUUUGCAACUGUGUUAUCAGGCCUUCUGGUAAUUUUACCAAUUUAAGGAAUUUUAAGGAAAUCUGAGGAAUUUUCGAGCUUUUUCUAAGGAAUUCGAAAAUUUGAUUGUGAGAGCACCAGUGCUCUCACUUUUAAGGAAUUAUCCUUAAAAAUAGGAAUUUUGAAGAGUUUUAAGGAUUUUUUUAAGGAAUUUACGUUUUCGAGGAUUUUUUUAAGGAAUUUUCGAAAUAUUUUAUCCUGGACUAAAAACGUUGGGCGGAGGAUAACCACGCCGCGCAAAUGAGAUUUAAACUUGAGAGUAGCAACAUUAUACGCACAUAAUUACAUAUAUUCGCAUGUUCUCUAUGUCAUUAUUGUAUAUAUGGCUGUCUUUUCCAGUGGCGGCACUUGGAGGGGGCUAGGGGGGGGGGGGUGCUGAGCCCCCCCCCCCAAUAAUUUUGAAAGACUGCAAAAAUCUUGUACCAAAUAACACAAAUCACACUCAUAUAACGUAAUUGUCAUCAUAAUAUAAUAGUAUAUGUUUCUGUACAUGGCUUGGCAUGUGAUUUAUAACAAAACGCACCAUUAAAACAGUGUUUUGAAACCCUAGUUUUUUACAAACUGUGUUCUCAGAACGCUGCAAAUGCCAUUUCCGGGAUUCAAAUUUUAAAAUUUUCCGUGCCUUCGGCACGAUCCCCACUGGUGUUUUCAUUAAAAUUCUCAAAAGUUAAAUGUCAGUAUAUGCUGUUUCUUCUGAAAUCUACAGAUUUUUUAGCCCUUCAUGCAGCACGGAUCAAAAAUACAUCAUUUUGAAUGUUUUCUUUAUGGCAUUAUGCCGAACAAGUGCAUAAGCAUUAGUGCUUAGAAACAAGGUUAUAAAAACUGAAAAACAGAAGAAAGGCGGAAAAAAAACACUUUUUGCAACUGUGUGAUCAGGCCUUGUGGUAAUUUUACCAACUUAAGGAAUUUUAAGGAAAUAUGAGGAAUUUUCGAGCUUUUUCUAAGGAAUUCGAAAAUUUGAUUGUGAGAGCACCAGUGCUCUCACUUUUAAGGAAUUAUCCUUAAAAAUAGGAAUUUUGAAGAGUUUUAAGGAUUUUUUUAAGGAAUUUAGGUUUUUGAGGAUUUUUUUAAGGAAUUUCCAAAACAUUUUAUCCUGGACUAAAAACGUUUUGACGGAGAAUAACCACGCCACGCAAAUGAGAUUUAAACUUGAAAGUAGCAACAUUAUAUGCACAUAAUUACAUAUAUUUGUAUGUUCUCUAUGUUGUAAAUGUACAUAGCCAUGUCUUUCCAUUAAAAUUCUCAAAAGUUAAAUGUCAGUGUAUGCUGUUUCUUCUGAAAUCUACAGAUUUUCUAAGUUCUCAGGGCCCUAGCGACCGGAGGGGGAGGGAGGGUGCAACACCCCUAAUAUUGCUCAUGAACAAUUUCAGGUAGAUAUCCUGUAGAUUUUCAGGUAAAUUCAGGUAAUUCUCAGGGCAUAAAAAAGUGAACUCUCUAAUCUGAAUUGGAGUUAACAAUCAAACAAACUAAAAACUUUGAGACGUGUUGUGGCAGGGAGACAAUUGCGAAAUACCCUUUCCAAAUUUCAAAAAUUUUCUCAAUUUCCCAUUAUGAACUGAAAGUAGCAAUACUUAUCAUCAUUGUUAUAGGCAAUACUAAAAUAUUGGGUAGGAAAGACUCUAAAAAUGCCAUUUCCGACGGUCUAGAGACUUCAAAUUUUCAAAAAAUACGGUUUUAAAGAACGUUCAGUUAAAAAAAUUCAGGUAAAUCAGGUGAAAAAACCACUUUUUGCAACUCUGUGAUCAGGCCUUGUAGUAAUUUUACCAAUUUAAGGAAUUUUAAGGAAAUCUGAGGAAUUUUCGAGCUUUUUCUAAGGAAUUCGAAAAUUUGAUUGUGAGAGCACUGGCCCACUGUUUGUUUAUGAAAAGCGAAACGCGAUAAUUUCCGACGAUCUACGAAUAGAACUCUUUCUCAGCUGCGUCCUCGCCCGCAGACGCAAAGCGGACGCAUGGCGCCCGCACAGUGGACGCACCCGCAAGCGCCCGCAGACGCACAGUGGACGCACGGCGCCCGCAGGACGGACGCACCCGCGGGCGCCCAUGGACGCACAGUGGACGCAAGAUACCGGUUUUUGAUAAGUUAUUUCUUGGCAGUACUGUAAUACCUUCUGCGUCUGCCUUCUUUACAUCUUUUAGACACAAAAACGAAAGUUUGACUUCUACUUCCUCUGGAUUUGACUUAGAGUGGGGAUCAAAAUACAGCACAUAAACGACUUCUUUCUCAGUUACUGAGUUGUCUGUACUACCGUCUGUUAAGACACUAUAAAAUUUUGCUUUUGUCAAAUCUUCAUUCAGCUGAUGAGCAAUAAAUUGGGCAUUCACAUCAAUAAAUUCACCACAUUGUUUUCGGUUAUUGUAAACAUCACCUAAGUCAACACCAUGACGUUUCUCCAGUGUAAUUAAAUCUUCAAAGACGGUAAAUGGCAACUCGUUUUUGGCAACAAAAUACGCGAUGUCAAACUUCUUAAUUGUUUGCUCUAGCUGGGUUUCAUUUAACUUUGAGAAACCAUCUUCUAGAGUGCGUUGACUGGGAUGAGGCCUAAGCGGAUUUUCCAUAUUGCUAGACAAUUCACCUUUGGAUGUUAAAUUCUUAAUAUAGAGAUCGUAUGCAUGCCGAUGACACUUUGUUGCAGCGUGAUCUUGUGCGUUAGAUAAACGAAGGUUACAUGACCCUUGUAUCCACGCAUUAGAAAAAUCUCGAUUGUGCUUUAUUCUUUCUUCAAACGUUGUGCACACCAUGCAUUUCAUCAAUUUGACUUGGCCGUGCCCAUUUUCUUCAUGAUUUAGCCACACAAAAGCGUUGGAUGGUGCCAAAUCUUCGCUAAUCCACUUUUUUAAUGUGCUUGAUUUUAACGUUCUGUCAGUUUUUUUUCGCUGUGAAAGAUUAGCUAAAUCUGAACUUCUUUCACUAGUAGUUGCUGCAGAUGCUUCACUAGUUGUUGCUGCAGAUGUUUCACUAGUUAUUGGUGUGGAUGUUCCCCUGGAAUUACCUUCACUAUCAUUACUUUUGUUGGAAAAAAAGUCCGUUAUUUUCUUCGACAUUUUAAUUUUUUCGCGGUUCAACAAAAAAUUCCCGCCAAAAUCGCGAAUGACGUUUCCACUUGGAAAACAGUUUGAUCAUCAUUCAUCACCAGGAUUUUUUCAUAGUGGAAACACUGCACAAACAUGGCGUCGCGUUUAAAGCAUCGUGCAUUUUCAAUAAACGGGAUAAUUUUAAACUUUAUAGCACAAAUAAUAGAGAAUUUGUCGACAGCAAGAUUUUUUAUUUUAUUUUCGAUAUUUGGGUUGAAUAUAAAGAAUUUGUUGACAGGAAGGUUAUAGUUUAAACACUGAAAUGAGCGCCGGACAAAGUGACAGACACAAUCAAAUUUGUGCCUGUCAAAACACUACAAAUCGCGUAUUUGUGCCGGUCAAUGACCGUGACCGGACGCUUAUUUCCAGGCUUGAUUACCAUAGAUAUAGGAGACUCCUAUAUCUACUGUAUGGGCAUUACCCCCUGGACGUCCGCCAUUUUGAAUAUUUUCAGGGGGCUGAAUGCCUCUCAAAAUGCGCACUGGCUAGGCCCAUGGCGUCAGCAUUUUGACGACGAAUUACGGUUAAGCCAAAAUCAUAGGAAAAACCAAGAAGUAGGGCUUCUGUAUUAUGUCACGCCACUACGCACGUAGAACACAUUUUCUGUCUUUAUUACAGUUGUU
This is a messenger RNA of Paramuricea clavata, 13262 nucleotides long. The record is from the annotation of a GenBank genome assembly. Lineage: Eukaryota; Metazoa; Cnidaria; Anthozoa; Malacalcyonacea; Plexauridae.